GCACCGCCUCCGGAUCCCAUGGCCGGGACGCGCUGGGUGCUAGGGGCGUUGCUCCGGGGCUGCGGCUGCAACUGCAGCAGCUGCCGGCGCACCGGCGCCGACUGCCUGCCCUUCUACUCGGCCGCCGGCACCUUCCCGUCGGGCGUCUCAGGCCGCCGCCGCCUGCUGCUGCUGCUCGGGGCCGCCGCGGCCGCCGCCUCGCAGACGCGCGGCCUGCAGCUCGGGCCCGCGGCCGCCGGGAGACUGGCGGGUCCCGUGCCCGCCCGACCCUCCGCCGCCGCGGCCGCCGCAGCCUCCUACUCGGCCCUGCGCGCCCCGCUGCUCCCGCCGUCGCUGGCGGCCGCCGCGGGCCCGGCGCGGGGUUACAGCCAGGAGUCCAAAACUACCUACCUGGAAGACCUCCCACCGCUACCUGAGUACGAACUGAGCCCAUCCAAGUUAGCUCAGGAGGUGGAUGAUGUCUAUCUCAUUCGAGCUCAGGGACUGCCUUGGUCCUGCACUGUGGAGGAUGUUCUUAACUUUUUCUCAGACUGCAGAAUCCGCAACAGUGAAAAUGGAAUCCAUUUCCUCUUAAAUAGAGAUGGGAAACGGAGGGGUGAUGCCUUAAUUGAGAUGGAGUCCGAGCAGGACGUGCAGAAGGCCUUAGAAAAGCACCGGAUGUACAUGGGGCAGCGCUAUGUGGAAGUGUAUGAGAUAAACAAUGAAGAUGUAGAUGCCUUAAUGAAGAACCUGCAGGUCAAGUCUUCUCCUGUGGUAAAUGAUGGUGUGGUUCGCUUGAGAGGACUUCCUUAUAGCUGCAAUGAGAAAGACAUUGUCGACUUCUUUGCAGGACUAAACAUAGUAGACAUUACUUUUGUGAUGGACUAUAGAGGAAGAAGAAAAACAGGGGAAGCCUAUGUACAGUUUGAAGAACCAGAAAUGGCCAGCCAAGCGCUUCUAAAGCACAGGGAGGAGAUUGGGAACAGAUACAUAGAAAUAUUCCCAAGCAGAAGAAAUGAAGUUCGAACACAUGUUGGAGCUCAUAAGGGAAAGAAAGUGGUAUCGUCGUCUCCUUCUGCUAAAUAUAUAACUGAGCCAGAGGUAGUAUUUGAGGAACAUGAAGUAAAUGAAGAUAUUCAGCCUGUGACAGCUUUUGAAAGUGAUAAAGAGAUAGAACUGCCUAAGGAGACGUCAGAGAAACCUCCAGAGGCCGUCGACUUUGGAUCUGCACCUUCACUCCAUUUUGUCCACAUGCGGGGCUUGCCUUUCCAAGCGAAUGCCCAAGACAUUAUAAAUUUCUUUGCUCCAUUGAAGCCUGUGAGGAUCACCAUGGAGUACAGCUCUAGUGGGAAGGCCACUGGAGAAGCUGACGUGCACUUUAAGACCCAUGAGGACGCUGUAGCAGCUAUGCUCAAGGACCGGUCCCAUGUUCAACAUAGGUAUAUCGAGCUGUUCCUAAAUUCAUGUCCUAAAGGAAAAUAAGAGUUGAACAGAACCCCAGAUGAUAAGGAUGAAGCAGGAAGCAUAUCCUUUGCACAUCUCUCUUGAACAUGGGAUACAAAGAUCCAGUUGAUAGACUGUGACCGCUAGAGAAAGGAUCUGGGCGUCUGAUGACAGUGCUCCGAAGGAAAAUUCACAGUGGAGUGUUUAGAUUGAGAAAGAUUCAGUUUAGGAUUAUGAAAUAAGCUACAAAUUUAAAAUUCCAUUUAAACAGUCCUGGGUCUGAUUGGGAAAGUCUGGUUUCUGUAACUUAGUUUCUGUCAUAGAGGAUAUACUGCAGCUGUAAGAUGAUGUUUCCAUUCAGUGCUGCUCUUUAGAACCUUAUUCCUGCUUGUUUUUGCCUAUGACUGAGAGCUCUGAUGUAAAAUUUCUCAUGAAAUAAAAUAGUGGUGUAUUUAUACUAGACACUCACCAAAGCAAGGGAAGGUUUCAGAACUUUAAUAAGGCAGUGUGAUUUGGUCAAGUAGUGUUUAAAUUUGUCUGUAUUUGAUUGCCUAGGAGUAGAAAUUUUAAAAAAAAAUACAAACCACAGGUUAUUGAGCAUAAGUGGUCACUUGGCAAUUUGUCUGUAGAAACACUAGACUCACUCUGCCUCCCUAGGCCUUGACCUAUAAAGGCUUUUAACUUUGGCACCUGUCUGUAUCGAGAAGUUUAGGCUAAUUUAAAAUUUCCCUGAGUCUCCCUUUCCUUUACCUUUUUUCUUUCUUUCCUUCUUUAUCUUUUUUGUUUUGGUUUGGUUUUGGACAAAUCAUAAGGCUGUUUGUUAGGUUUGAAAUCAUAAAGUGACAUCAAAGCAGUCCAGACUGUAAGGACAUUCAUAGCUUCACUUGAAUUAAACCAGGUCUAGUUGGAAAUAAAACAAUCCGACUCUCCUCAUUUGCUUUUCCAGUGGGGUAGCCACCCCAUAUUUUAGAACAAGUAGGGGUGCCUUGCUUAAAUAAAACUAGCAUUUAAUAUAUAAUUGUGUGAGGGUUUAUGAAUAAAGCUGUAUUUCUGUCACAUUGUGGCAGUACCUUCUGCUUUAAUACUAAAUAGCUUGUUAUUUAAAUAUUGGACAAAAUGGCUGGCUUCAAAAAUAGUCAUUAAUAAACUUAACUUUAUGUAUACCUGUGUAAAACAA
Molecule: messenger RNA, 2599 nt
Organism: Arvicola amphibius (Eurasian water vole)
Lineage: Eukaryota; Metazoa; Chordata; Mammalia; Rodentia; Cricetidae
Gene: Grsf1
Product: G-rich RNA sequence binding factor 1
Exons: 10
Coding region: 19-1461 (480 amino acids)
Biological process (GO): regulation of RNA splicing
Cellular component (GO): ribonucleoprotein complex; nucleoplasm
Molecular function (GO): RNA binding
Source: RefSeq, a predicted model, not a curated record